GUGGCGUUGAAGGUGCGAGGUGAGCUUUCGUCCUGAUCAUCUUUUUGUGUUAUGAGGUUCGACGAUUAAACGUUCAUUUGACGUUGAUCCACUAAAUGCAAAAAGCCAUCUUGAUAUCUGUGUGAAGUUGGACACACAAGAAAGUAUUUUCAUUUGGAGUUCCACAAAAACAAACACCCAACAUGGGUGCAACGAAAGUGAUACAAGUCACCAAUGUGGCUCCAGGGGCAACGUUGGAACAAAUGAAGACGUUGUUCGGGUUUCUCGGGGACAUCGAAGAGAUUCAGCUAUUUCCACAGGAAGAUUCCAUAAUCCCGGUGACAUCACGUGUAUGUUUUGUGAAGUAUGAGGAUUCAACAUCUGUGGGUGUAGCCCAACACUUGACGAAUACAGUGUUUAUUGACAGGGCAUUAAUUGUUGUGCCAUGUGGAGAUGGUACAAUUCCUGAUGAAAGCAAAGCUUUGAUGAUAGCAGCCCCUGCCAAUGCAGUUGCUGGUCUGAUGCCAGCACCUGGAGGGGGUUUAUUACCGACACCAUCACAGUCAAUACUCGGACAGCUUCCACUGGCUGGAUUAGCGGGUGCAGCACAGAUUACAGCACCAUUUGAUCCAACACUUGCAGCUCUAGGUUUGCCGCAGCCACCACCGCUACCAGGAAAUGUUGAUCCUUCCAAGAUUGAAGAAAUACGUCGAACAAUCUAUGUCGGCAAUCUUGAUUCUCAGACUGUCACAGCAGAGCAGUUGUUAAAUUUCUUUUCACAAGUUGGAGAGGUUAAAUACGUACGCAUGGCUGGCGAUGAAACUCAACCCACCAGGUUUGCGUUUGUCGAAUUUAGUGAUCAGAAUUCUGUUGCUGCUGCACUGACUUACAAUGGAGUCAUGUUUGGUGGAAGGCCCCUUAAAAUCAACCAUUCCAACAAUGCCAUUGUCAAACCACAAACGAAGACGCCAGAAGCUGCCGCAAGAGAAAUGGAGGAAGCAAUGAAGCGUGUAAGAGACGCGCAAGCCCUGAUCCAAGCUGCCAUUGAUCCAGAGCUGGAUCUGAAGCCAGACUCAAGUAAUACUGUGUUUGAAACAGAUAUCGUACCCUUGAUCAAAAGUCGAACUCGCUCAAAAUCCAAAGAGAGACGCAAAAGGUCGCGCUCUCGUUCAAGACGAAGAUCUCGUUCACGAUCGAGACGAAGAUCUCGUUCACGGUCAAGAAAAAGGUCUAGGUCGAAGAUUCGCCGUUCUAGAUCCAGAACACCACCUCCAAAAAGACGUUCUCGUAGUCCUCGUCGUAGGAGGUCUCGCUCACCGAGUAGGCGCCGCUCAAGGUCAAGAUCAAGAGAUUAUAAAAAGUCGCGCACACCACCUCGGAGUUACCGAAGCCGCUACUCUAGAAGUAGAAGCAGCCCUGUUAAUGGUACAGGGAAUGAUAUCAAACGUCCUGUUGUUGGUACAGGGACAAAUAACAAACGGGAUCGUCGCAGACGAAGUCGUAGCCGUUCCAAACCGCGUAGAUCGAGAUCUCGAACCAGAAGAUCCCGAACACCUAAAAGGAAGGCAUCAAGAUCACCUAAGAGAAAGACAUCCAGAUCGCCAAAACGAAGAUCCAAAACUCCUAAACGAAGACCAUCCAGAUCACCAAAACGUAGAACUUCCAGAUCGCCAAAAUGCAGAACAUCAAAGUCGCCAAAAAAGAGAGCAUCUCGAUCGUCUUCAGGCUCCCCAAGGCGAAUGAAGCGCAAAAAGAAAGACAAAGAACGUGAUCGCAGCCGGGAACGAGAGAGAGAGCGUGACCGCGAGCGAGAAAGAAGCAGAAAACACAAAAAGGAUAAAGAACGUGAGAGAGAACGCAAAAAGAGUAAAUCUACAGAUAAAGAUGUAAAAGUUACUGUUGUACGAGAUUAUGACGAGGAAGAGAAAGGCUAUGAUAGUGACAAAGAGAAAGAACAAGAAAAUGGCUCUAAAGAUGAGCAGGAACCCGAAGACAUUCCCACCAGUGAUUAUGCAGAAAUAAAAGAAGAAAAAGAAAGUCCCCAAGAAAAUACUGAACAGAUGGACAUGGAUCUCAGCGAUUAAAUUGAUUCUGUGAAUAAAUUAAGGCGUCGCAUACCCGCCAUAUUGUGUUGACAUUGAUGAUCUCGUACAUUCCCAGAAACCAUUAGCCGUGUCACUUCUUUGGGGGGGGGGGGUGCUUUUUCCAAAUUCAGACACACUGUCUUAGUAAUUUUUUUUCUAGCCAGCAUGCUUUUUGUUUGCUGAGAACAUUUGAGUAACAGAUUUAAUACUGAAUAAGGAAUGAUUUUAAGCAACAAUAUGUUUUAGACCCAAAAUUUCCAAGUUUAGUUUGUCUCCUAGAACUAAAGUGGCACCAAAUCAAAGGUAAAUUUUUCAUGUUUGAUCCCAUAUUGUCAGAGAAUCUUAAAAACAUUUGCGAUAAAAGUUCAUUGCAACUCGUUAUUUUUGUUAGUCCCAUGUAUUAGAAUACAUGUAUAUCAUAUUGCUUUACUGGAAGCAUAUCUCUCAUAGAACCAAUAAUGUGCUGAAUGUGUUCAUCUUUUUUAGAAUAUCAUCAUCAGCUUUUGAAUAAAUGAUGAUUGAAGGAAUGAUAGAGACCUUAUAUGAGAAUGGCUGCCAAGAUCUCAUUAAGAAUACUGAAACUUUGUUUUUUCACUCUUGAAAGAAUUCAACGUACUGUAAUUUGUUACCUGGUCAAAUAUUCUAAAAUGAAGUUACUGUAUUUUUUUGUAGAAAUGCACUGUCGGUUAUUUGUUCAUCCCCAUCACAUCAAGAGCAGUGUCAAUUUUUUGUUGAGUGUCUCGAAAUAAAAAAAAAAUAAACUUUACAAA
Saccoglossus kowalevskii is the source of this 2833-nucleotide messenger RNA. RefSeq lists its product as uncharacterized. Lineage: Eukaryota; Metazoa; Hemichordata; Enteropneusta; Harrimaniidae. Gene Ontology annotation, cellular component: nucleoplasm. Gene Ontology annotation, molecular function: RNA binding. The record is from RefSeq and is a predicted model, not a curated record.